GCCUGGCGCCAUUGCUCUCAGCUGUCAGCAGCAGGACACAAACGCUCACGCAUGAACACACAGUCACACCAACACAUACACACAGGAGGGAGCGAGGUGCUGUCUCCAGUAAUCCAGUGAUAUACACUUCUCAUUAUUACUGCGUCUCUCAACACUCCGCCAUUCACGGCUCUGAGUGACCAGAGGACCUCCGUAGCCGUCACAAUGAGUGUGGAAACAUUAAGUCCGGGAUGGUUCGAUGCGUUCCGCUGGCGACCCUUCCCAACGCUGUAUACUGAGCUGAAGACACCAGUGAUCGAGGACAUUUUAUACGUGGGCUGGCUGGUGGCGUUCCUCAUUGUCUUCAUCCCUUUUCUUUUCUUCAUCAUCCCCACCAUCAGUGGGAGCAAGCAGAAAUUCUGGGUUUUCCUGCGAGUUACUCUCAGCCUGACACUGGGAUUGAUCAUCAUGGUGUGUAACUUCGGGCAGGAGUGGGAGGUGGGUCAGCUGGACACCCACACGCCCUACCGUGCAGGCACGGGACAAGAGAUCAACGCAAGAGUUGGCAUCAAGCUGGGCCUCCGCUCUGUUAACAUCACUCUCAAAGCCUUGGAGGAGCCCCAUGGCGACCUGCACGGUGAAGUCAUCAACUACAACGAGAGGUUCUCCUGGGAGUGGGCUCAGGGUCGCGCUGGCUUCGGUCCCUUCGCGGGAGCGAUUCAGCGAAACUUCCGGGCAGCUCAGCAUCGUGGAACUCCGCUGCCAAUCUUGUGGGUCGCUGAGUACUUCACCUUUGACGGGGAAGGCAUCCGCUUCGGCCGGUACUACCGCACCUCAGGCUGGUACUCCCACAUCUGUAUCUGGACUGCAUUUCCACUGUGGAUCCUGACAGUGAUCCUGUUCAAGUUGACAAUCUCCUACGCUGCCCAGAUGCUGGCCCUCACUGGUUCAAUGCUCACCUGCGCUGCUCUCAUCUGGGCAGGCAACAGAAACUUCAUCGAACUCGAGGUGCCCUUCUCUCCACCGAACGGGAUCCUUAGGACAGUGUACGGUGUCCACUGGUACCUCGCACUCUUUGUCGGGAUCCUUUGCAUGAUCUUGGGUGCUGUAUUGUUCAUGCUGGACUACCGUUACCACAACGAGCUGAGUGAGUUCUUUGGUAACAAUCCACUGAUGAUCGUGGAGCAGGAAACCCUGGAGGAGACGGAGCAGCCAACAAGCAACAAUGAGAUGGAAAUGGAAAGCAUGAAUCAAGCAGGUGUGUCAAAGGGUCGUGUGGUGACACUGUUGCGUGGUCGAGGUACUACCAAGAGAUAUAACAAGAAGGUGACUUAUUCCAGCUACAGCAGCCAGGCCUUCCCUCCUAGCGCACCUCUCCGUAAUCGUCUUCUUGUUCCUGAUUAUCAAGUAUCUCAGGGUGAGGGUCAAACUUACGACCAGAACACAGCAGCCUACAGCUACGGCCAGCAGCAACUACAAGCAAACACCUACCCACAGCCCUACCAGCAGGAGUACCCACAACUCUACCAACAGGAGUACCCACAGCCCUACCAACAGGGUGACCAACAACCCUACCAACAGGAGUACCCACAGCCCUACCAACAGGGUGACCAACAACCCUACCAACAGGACUACAGUGAUCAGGGGUAUGGAGUACCCGCCUACCCAGCUCCAGGAUACCAACAGGAUGAUAAUGAGGAUGACAUCUACAUUAACACAGCUGAGCCAGUUGCACCACCUCGCCCACCCAAACCAGCAGGACUUUACUAAUACCAACUCACCUUCCACCACCACGUGCUCUCAUAACACCAAACCAGCAGGACUUUACUAAUACCAACUCACCUUCCACCACCACGUGCUCUCAUAACACCAAACCAGCAGGACUUUACUAAUACCAACUCACCUUCCACCACCACGUGCUCUCAUAACACCAAACCAGCAGGACUUUACUAAUACCAACUCACCUUCCACCACCACGUGCUCUCAUAACACCAAACCAGCAGGACUUUACUAAUACCAACUCACCUUCCACCACCACGUGCUCUCAUAACACCAAACAAGCAGAACUUUACUAAUACCAACUCACCUUCCACCACCACGUGCUCUCAUAACACCAAACCAGCAGGACUUUACUAAUACCAACUCACCUUCCACCACCACAUGCUCUCAUAACACCAAACCAGCAGGACUUUACUAAUACCAACUCACCUUCCACCACCACAUGCUCUCAUAACACCAAACCAGCAGGACUUUACUAAUACCAACUCACCUUCCACCACCACGUGCUCUCAUAACACCAAACCAGCAGGACUUUACUAAUACCAACUCACCUUCCACCACCACGUGCUCUCAUAACACCAAACAAGCAGAACUUUACUAAUACCAACUCACCUUCCACCACCACAUGCUCUCAUAACACCAAACCAGCAGGACUUUACUAAUACCAACUCACCUUCCACCACCACGUGCUCUCAUAACACCAAACCAGCAGGACUUUACUAAUACCAACUCACCUUCCACCACCACGUGCUCUCAUAACACCAAACAAGCAGAACUUUACUAA
Cherax quadricarinatus is the source of this 2542-nucleotide messenger RNA. Lineage: Eukaryota; Metazoa; Arthropoda; Malacostraca; Decapoda; Parastacidae. The record is from RefSeq and is a predicted model, not a curated record.